GGCGUGUGCUUACCUUUACAUUUGCAUUCCAUUUAAAAUUUGAAAGAUAAAAAUAAUCUAACCUUAGUUCUUUUAUAUAUUGCCGCAAAUGUAAUUCUAACCCCAAUUGCUGUUAUUCAUCAUUGUUCCAUACGAAUUUCUUAUAUUAUUCUGUAUAGGGUGAUAGCGUGUAUAAUAUACAAAAUGCCGACGAUUAAUAUUAAACGUGAUUUACUGUUUAAGACACUUGGAAAAACGUAUUCGGACAAUGAGUUCCAAGAUCUGUGCUUCAAGUUUGGUUUAGAAUUGGAUGAAGUGACCACAGAGAAGCAAAUUAUAAUGAAGGAGAGGGGCUUGGAAGACAAUACCAAAGCAUCAGAGGAAAUUAUAUAUAAAAUUGACAUACCAGCAAACAGAUAUGAUUUAUUAUGUUUAGAAGGUUUAACACUUGGUCUGCUCAUUUUUCUAAACGUGAUAAAUGUACCACAAUAUAUGGCCAUAUGUCCAAAUACAGAUGUACAAAGAAUUGUUAUGACAAGCAAGUGUUUAAAAGUCAGAGGACAUAUUGUAGCAGCUAUUCUGCGCAAUAUUAGAUUCACCAAAGAUUCUUAUAACAGUUUUAUCGAUCUACAAGACAAGUUGCAUCAAAAUAUAGGAAGAAAACGAAGUCUGGUGUCGAUUGGUACUCAUGAUCUGGAUACAAUCGAAGGCCCGUUUUUAUACGACGCAAAACCACCAUCAGACAUUCGCUUUAGACCACUCAAUCAAGAGAGGGAGUAUACAGGGGAAGGAAUAAUGAAUUUAUACGCUAAUCACGCACAGUUGAAACAAUAUCUACCCAUCAUAAAAGAUAGUCCAGUUUUUCCUAUAGUGCAAGAUAGCAAUGGAAUUAUAUUAUCUCUCCCACCUAUCAUCAACGGAGAACAUUCGAAAAUCACGCUGAACACUAAAAAUGUGUUGAUAGAGUGUACAGCAACAGACCUUACAAAAGCAAGAAUAGUAUUGGAUACUAUUGUUUGUGCAUUUAGUCAAUACUGUAAAACGAAAUACACAGUGGAAACUGUGGAAGUUGUAUACCCUGAUAACCAAGUAUUUCGUUAUCCUGAUUUAAAGUAUCGAAUUCAAGAAAUCGAUUGUGAAAAAGCAAUAAAUUACAUUGGUGUGGAACAAACUCCGGAAGAAGUAGCUACUCUACUUUCCAAAAUGUCAUUAAAAACGUCGAUUAAAGAAGAUAAAAAAUUAAUCGUGGAAGUGCCUCCUACGAGGCAUGACGUGAUGCAUGCAUGCGAUAUUUUCGAAGAUAUCGCGAUUGCUUAUGGUUACAACAGGAUUAAAAAAACUAUACCUCAUUUGUCAACGGUCGCCGAAGAGUUCCCACUUAAUAAAUUGUCUGAUCAAUUACGUAUGGAAUUGGCUUGCGCUGGAUUUACAGAAGCAUUGACUUUCUCAUUGUGUUCUCGCGAAGAUAUAUCGGACAAAUUGGGUCAUAAAUUGGAGAGUAUACCAGCGGUACACAUAUUGAAUCCAAAAACAUCGGAAUUUCAGGUAGCACGUACUACUUUACUGCCAGGGUUACUCAAAACACUGGCUGCUAACAAAAAGAUGCCGCUUCCUCAGAAGCUGUUUGAAGUUUCCGAUGUCGUAUUGAAAGACAAUACGAUGGAAGUAGGCGCACGCAAUAACCGAAAUUUGUGCGCUGUAUAUUGCAAUAAAUCGGAUGGUUUUGAAAUAAUUCAUGGUUUACUGGAUAGAAUGUUACAAGUAUUGGAAGUACCGUGGAGCGUUAACGGAAACGACAACGGGUAUCGUCUUCGCGCUGUUAAUGAUCCCACUUUCUUACCUCAUCGUUGCGCUAAAAUUUUAUGUUAUGGAAAAGUAAUCGGAAAAAUGGGCGUUCUACAUCCAGAUGUAAUCUUAAAGUUUGAUUUAAACAUACCUUGUUCUGUACUAGAGAUCAAUAUUGAAUCAUUUUUAUAA
Molecule: messenger RNA, 1956 nt
Organism: Dufourea novaeangliae
Lineage: Eukaryota; Metazoa; Arthropoda; Insecta; Hymenoptera; Halictidae
Gene: beta-PheRS
Product: phenylalanine--tRNA ligase beta subunit
Exons: 11
Coding region: 184-1956 (590 amino acids)
Biological process (GO): phenylalanyl-tRNA aminoacylation
Cellular component (GO): cytoplasm; phenylalanine-tRNA ligase complex
Molecular function (GO): RNA binding; ATP binding; phenylalanine-tRNA ligase activity
Source: RefSeq, a predicted model, not a curated record